CAAAAAUGUGUUCCGCGAUGAAAAAGAAAUUCAACCAAAAUAAUGGAACGUAGCAGUUCAUUGUAUGUGGCGUAUCCUCACUAACCUCAAAAACUUUUUUUUGGCUCAAAGGGCGAAGUGAGAGGAGAUCCAAAAAAUAAAUUCAAAACAAAUCAAAUAAUAUGCGGUGAUAACAGAAACCUUUCAAGUACUUAUUUCAGAAACGUGUUAUUUUUGGUUAAAAAAAAAUGUACCUCUCCAGAAAAUAUUUUAGAUACCCCCUAUUUAUAGUUUUCUUAUCCAUAUUUCGUCAAGCACAAGGUGUAGGCCAAGUGAUUUAUGCAGUCAAUGCUGGAGGUGAAGCCCAUACUGAUACCAAUGGAAUCAGAUACGAAAGGGACCCUUUAGCUGGUAAAAUUGGAAUAGCUUCAGAUUAUGGUAAAAGGCUGCUCAUUGGGAGAGUACCAGCAAAUGAUCAGAUUUUGUACCAGACUGAACGGUAUCACACAAGUACUUUUGGAUACGAUCUCUAUAUUCCUGGUGACGGAGACUAUGUUUUGGUACUUAAAUUUUGUGAAGUUUACUUUGAGUCCCCAGACCAAAAAGUUUUUGAUGUAGUACUUAAUGGAGAACACACUAUAGUAGCUGACUUAGAUAUAUUUGAAAAAGUCGAUAGAGGUGUUGCCCACGAUGAAUAUGUGCCUUUUGAAAUUCAUCAGGGAAAACUGUACACAAAUGGAGAAGAAUCUGAGAUUCAAGCAAAUACAGUUAAAGUGGAGUUUAUCAAAGGCUAUAAAGAUAACCCUAAAAUCAAUGCCUUUUAUUUAAUGAAAGGCACUAUAGAUGAUGUGCCAAAGCUGCCACCUUCAGUUAGUCAAGAUGUGAAAAAUCCGGACCUGCCUAAGCUGGACUUAGAAGACUUAGAAGAAGAAGAAAUUUCUCAAACUAGACCACGUAGCCUACCAACUAUUCCAGAUGCCUAUGAGCCAGAAGAAGAAUCUUCUAUAAUGUUACCAGUAUUUAUUGUUAUAGGGGCGUUCAUUCCCAUAUUAUUCUUUUUGUGUAGAUUGUGAUGCAAUGAAAAAGUUUUGUUCAUAUGUUAGGGCAACAUAAGUGUGAUAACUAUUUUGUUUUGGACUGAUAAAUCUACCCACUCUAAGUUGAAACCAUAUUAACAAAAGAAAAUAAGUUUGUGAUUAUUUACAACUGAAAAUCACAGGGUAAAAAAUUUGGCAAAGAAAUUUUUAAACUAGGUACUUAAGUAUCAUGAAAGAAAUUGUUUUGUUUACAAUUUAUGUAUUUUUUGUUAUUGGUGUUGGGUGUUGGUUAUUUUUUUCAAAAUUGAGUGUAGUUUAAACAUCCUCCAUUUAGUUUUUAAGGUUUUUUUUGUGUAUUUUAUUUAUUAUUUUUAUUUGAAGGUUAGUGAAAGGAAUAUUAGUUUGAAGAAAUGUUCAAGCUCUUGACUUUAAAUUCUGCGAUCAUGUCCUUUGUCUUAGCACUCAGAAAAUGUCUGGCCCACUAGUCUCGUAUUUAUUUGUCAAAUUUUUAGUCAUAACUUUGUUUCUCGAGGAAUUUUAUAGUUGUUGAAUGAUGAGAUCUCAUGAGUUCCCUAAAUUUGAGAUUCAGCUAGAACUACUUCAUGACCAGUGAUACAGAGCUCAACGCUCGCCCUAUCUUACGUGAAAGGCAGGAGCGAGAAGCCGAUUGACAAGAAGUAUCUGAAAUAACAUCAGAAAUAAAUUCUCAAGAGGCAUGCAAACCCCCAUCAUCAAAUCAAGCCUAUUGUUGCUAUCACCGAAACUGUUAUGACCAAUGUUCAGUACUUGUAGAAUAUUUUAAUUUUUAAGUUUUGUUAGGUACUUGACUGAAAAAAAGUGCUGUUUGUGGAGUUCUUCCCUUGUACAGAUCCCAACGCCUAAGUUCCCACACAGCAUUCUAUGAUCCUAUAAAUUUAAACUGGAUAAUUGACUAUGUCUCCUGAAUCAGGGUACCUGGACCAAAACACUUAGGUAUCCCAGCCCUGGUACUAUUUGUCUUACUCCAAGUGGUCUAAGAGUCUUAUGCUGGAAGACCCCAUGGGAGUGUUGGAGCCUGCAAGGGCUAUCUCUUCGACAAAUAUUUAAAUGUGGAUAGUGUUAAUUCUGCCACCAACAUUAAUUGAAAUAUUGCAUUAGUAUAGCACUAUAAUAGGCCCUUAAGUGGCAUUGAUAUUUUCAAUAAAUAAAAAUUAUUUUAGAAAGUAGAUAUUUUAAGCUAAAAUAGGUAUUUGUUUCAAGAAUUUGUUUUGGAAUAGGAGAAGAAAAAGUUGGAAACAUUUUUUUUUUUUUUUGUGAAUGACCUAGUUGGUUCUGGGAUUCUGGUGGCGUUAAUAUAAAAAUUUCAGAACAAAUAAAAAGCGUACUGCGUACUGGAAUGUAUAGGUACAUUUUGAAGCUAUAUAUUUUUUUUUCCAACAUGUUUGGAAAUAGGAGAAAAAAAAGUGCUAAAGUUGAGGAUUUUUUUUUAAUUGUAAAUGAUUGGUUUUGGCAUUAUUGUAGUAUAAUAUAUAAUAUUUUGGGAAAAAUAAAAAGUGAUUCUCGAGUU
Messenger RNA from Ceutorhynchus assimilis (cabbage seed weevil), 2562 nucleotides. Lineage: Eukaryota; Metazoa; Arthropoda; Insecta; Coleoptera; Curculionidae. The record is from the annotation of a GenBank genome assembly.